This is a messenger RNA of Aspergillus affinis, 1041 nucleotides long. RefSeq lists its product as uncharacterized. The transcript has a single exon. Bases 1 to 1041 code for a protein of 346 amino acids. NCBI's taxonomy places the organism in Eukaryota, Fungi, Ascomycota, Eurotiomycetes, Eurotiales, Aspergillaceae. The record is from RefSeq and is a predicted model, not a curated record.
AUGAAGAAAGCAACCCUCUUGUUCCUCCCUUUAUCCUUCCCCGUCGGUCUGGGAAUUCCCCUUCCGACCCUCCUCAGCUCCACCUCACCCACCGAAAUCAAAAUCAAUCAUAAUCACAUCCUCGAAAACACCAUAAUCAACAACCAUGACCAAUAUCAUUAUCAACAUCAACAACGGCCCCUAUCUCAUUCAGAUUCUCAGCCGUCUCCCCCUCCCCCUCCCCCCUCAGGACCCUCACCGAAAACCACAACCACAAUAACCAUUACGAAACCCCCACCGUCUCCACCCUCGCCUUCCAAAGAGGAUGGAAAAGAAGGAGAGGAAUCCCCGUGGAAAUGGAACCUGUCCGACGGUACGACGCCACCAGAGUUACUACCGCAGUUAGGCUCAGGGACCACGGCCGAAUCCGAGCCGUCAGAGCCAGAACCAGACUCGGGCUCUGAAUCAGAACUUGGAACAGGGGCCGUUCCAUCCACCAGUUCAAGUACCAGUACCACCGAUUCCAUUAUCAAUGAGAAUGUCAAAAUCAAUGAGAUCCACGAAGACGACGAUACCGAAUUCGGAGAAGACAGUCACACCCCGACCCAGCUCCAGAACCAGAACCACAACCAGGACCAGGACCAGGAUCAAAUGGGACACGGCAGAUUUCUCCCUCCCCCUACCCACAAUAAUAUCAAUAAUCUAAAUCAUCCCACGCCCUCGUCCCCAUCUGAGUCCCAGACACCCGACGCAGACCCAGACCCAGAAUCCGACUCCCCUACGAAAGAAGAGACAGAGACCAUCCCCGUUCGAAAAACCUACUUCCGCCCUCUCCGACACGCGGACGUUAACGUCUCCACGAGGUCAAAUGCCCUUCUCAACGCGCACGCAGACCGCAUCGCCGUCGUGGGCGUGCUGGUGCUUGUUCCCGUGUCUGUGCUUGUGGUGUGGAUGGGAGAGUUUCUGUCGAGGGUGUGGGAGGAGAGGAUGAGAGGGCGGAGGAGGUCUAGAUCUAGAUCUUUAUCUAGAGGUAGAGGAAGAGGUAGUGUUUGGUUGGGCUAG